GGGUGGCGGCGGCGGUCAGGCCGGAGAUGGCGGCGCGGUGGAGCAGCGAGAAUGUGGUGGUGGAGUUUAGGGAUUCCCAGGCAACUGCAAUGUCUGUAGAUUGUCUUGGGCAGCAUGCAGUGCUUUCUGGCCGCCGAUUCCUGUACAUUGUGAAUCUGGAUGCCCCCUCAGAAGGUCACCGCAAGAUCUCUCGUCAGAGCAAAUGGGACAUUGGGGCCGUGCAGUGGAAUCCACAUGACAACUAUGCACACUAUUUUGCAGCUUCGAGCAACCAGCGGGUCGAUCUUUACAAGUGGAAAGAUGGCAGUGGGGAAGUUGGCACAGCACUGCAGGGGCAUACCAGGGUGAUCAGUGACUUGGAUUGGGCUGUGUUCGAGCCAGACUUGCUGGUAACCAGUUCUGUGGACACCUACAUCUACAUUUGGGAUAUCAAAGACACAAGGAAACCUACCGUUGCACUGUCUGCUGUAGCGGGUGCCUCACAGGUGAAAUGGAAUAAGAAGAAUGCCCACUGUCUCGCCACCAGUCAUGAUGGGGAUGUUCGGAUAUGGGACAAACGGAAACCUAGCACUGCAGUGGAAUACCUUGCUGCCCACCUGUCUAAAAUUCAUGGGCUGGACUGGCACCCAGACAGUGAACACAUCUUAGCCACUUCAAGCCAGGACAACUCUGUCAAGUUCUGGGAUUACCGCCAGCCUCGGAAAUACCUCAAUAUCCUUCCUUGCCAGGUGCCUGUCUGGAAGGCCAGAUACACUCCUUUCAGCAAUGGGUUAGUGACUGUGAUGGUUCCUCAACUUAGGAGGGAAAAUAGCCUCCUUCUCUGGAAUGUCUUUGACUUGAACACACCAGUGCAUACUUUUGUGGGGCAUGAUGACGUGGUGCUGGAGUUUCAAUGGAGGAAACAAAAGGAAGGGUCCAAGGAUUACCAGCUGGUCACCUGGUCCCGGGAUCAAACCCUGCGGAUGUGGCGAGUGGAUUCGCAGCUGCAGAGGCUCUGUGCGAAUGAUAUCCUGGAUGGUGUUGACGAGUUCAUUGAGAGUAUUUCUCUUCUACCAGAACCUGAGAAGACCCUCCACACCCAAGAUUCAGAUCCCCAGCCUAGCUCAGGCCAUGGGGAGGAGGAAGCUUCAAAGGAAGGCUCACCUAACAACCUCCUGAUGGGGAAGAAAUCGGAACAGUUGGGGUUGCCCCAGACGCUACAACAAGAGUUCUCCCUGAUCAACGUGCAGAUCCGGAAUGUUAAUGUCGAGAUGGAUGCUGUCGAUCGAAGCUGCACAGUAUCUGUUCACUGCAGUAACCAUCGAGUCAAAAUGCUGGUGAAGUUCCCAGCCCAGUACCCUAAUAAUGCUGCACCUUCUUUCCAGUUCAUUAACCCUACAACUAUCACAUCCACCAUGAAAGCAAAACUUCUAAAGAUUCUAAAAGACACCUCCCUGCAGAAAGUGAAACGUAACCAAAGUUGUUUGGAGCCCUGCUUGCGCCAGCUUGUCUCCUGCCUCGAAUCCUUUGUGAACCAAGAAGACAGCACGUCCAGCAAUCCCUAUGCUCUCCCAAACGCCGUCACUCCACCCUUACCCACCUUUGCCCGGGUGACCAGCGCCUACGGAUCCUACCAAGAUGCCAACAUCCCCUUUCCUCGGACCUCGGGAGCCAGGUUCUGUGGAGCAGGUUACCUGGUGUAUUUCACAAGACCUAUGACAAUGCAUCGGGCAGUUUCUCCGACAGAACCUACUCCUAGGUCCCUGUCAGCCUUGUCUGCCUAUCAUAGUGGUUUGAUCACACCAAUGAAAAUCCGCACAGAAGCUCCUGGUAACCUACGCUUGUAUGGUGGGAGCCCCACUCGGAGUGAGAAGGAGCAGGUCUCGAUCAGCUCCUUCUACUAUAAGGAACGGAAAUCACGGAGAUGGAAGAGCAAACGAGAAGGUACAGACUCUGGGAACCGCCCAAUCAAAGCUGCUGGAAAAGUCAUAAUCCAGGAUAUUGCCUGCCUUCUUCCUGUACACAAGUCACUGGGAGAACUCUACAUACUGAAUAUUAAUGACAUUCAGGAAACCUGUCAGAAGAAUGCUGCCUCGGCCUUGCUUGUGGGACGCAAGGAUCUUGUCCAGGUUUGGUCACUGGCUACAGUAGCUACUGAUCUUUGCCUAGGCCCAAAAUCUGAUCCAGAUUUGGAAACACCGUGGGCCCGACAUCCAUUUGGACGACAACUAUUGGAGUCCCUGCUGGCCCAUUACUGUCAGCUCCGGGAUGUCCAAACACUAGCCAUGCUUUGUAGUGUAUUUGAAGCACAGUCCAGGCCACAGGGAAUCCUGAACCCCUUUGGACUUUUUCCCAAUCGCUCUUCUAACCUUGUGUCCCACAGCCGAUAUCCUAGCUUUACUUCCUCUGGCUCUUGCUCGAGUAUGUCAGACCCAGGACUCAACACUGGUGGAUGGAAUAUAGUGGGUAGGGAAACAGAACAUGCAUCUUCACCCUGGGGAGAGUCCUCACCUGAUGAAUUACGCUUUGGGAGUUUGACUUACAGUGACCCUCGUGAGCGGGAACGAGACCAGCAUGACAAGAAUAAAAGGAUCCUUGACCCUGCCAAUACUCAGCAGUUUGAUGAUUUUAAGAAAUGUUAUGGAGAAAUCCUUUAUCGUUGGGGUCUGAGAGAGAAACGAGCUGAAGUCUUAAAGUUUGUGUCCUGCCCUCCUGACCCUCAUAAGGGAAUUGUUUUAUCAUUGGCAGUAACAAAUGAGAGCCUCCGGUAGCUGAACACACAAUGCAGUGACUGUCUGAAAUUUGCACAGAGGACAAAGGAUCCAUCACAUUUCCUAAUGGAAUCCCAGGUUGCACAGAGGAAAAAACACUUUCCCGCCUCCAGGUUGCUUAGUCUAAUGUGAAAGUUUGUCUCUCUGUUCCUAUCAAGAAUCAAAUGUAUUUUUUGUUUAUAAGUAUGUUGUUAUGUAGAAGUCCUUCCUUCUGAAGUUGUUUUUAAAAAAACAAACCCCAAAUCAAGUUUUGUUAAAAUCUUGUGUGUCUGUUGUUAUAAUUGUGUGCUAAGGAAUUUAAAGUUAAAAGAAAUAAUUCUCUCUUCUUUCUCUUGCCUUUAAAAGUGGAAAUUCCUUUCAGAAUUUGUCACAUUCCACAGUUGAGAUUCCUAACUUUCUAGAAAUGUUCAUAUAUUUAAAACUUCUCCCUUCACUUAUGCUGAAUCAUUGAGUGCUUGUCAUAGUGGUGCUCUCUCUCCUCCCCUCCCCCAGCCUCCCUCUCUCUUUCAGAAUAGUAGAGCGGUCUUCUCAGAAGGAUAUAAACAGUUUGGGGCUAAAAAUUCUCAUUGUCUGAUCCCGAAUGCCUAUUCUUCCCUCCAGUGAUGGAGUGAUGCUUAUUUUUGAAAAUACAGUUAAACUGAGAGAACAAAAGAAGAAAGAAAUAGGGCAUGUGGGGUCCCUACCUGGCCUGUAGAGAGGGCACCCCACAUACAGGGUCUGUUUUUGCCUAGGUGGAGUGUGAUUGAGACAGUUGGGCCUAAUUUGACAUGUAAACAAAUUGCUGCCAUGUCCCCUUUGGAAAUCUUGCCUAGGCGUGGUUCAUGUUGCUUUUUUGCAUACCCUUUGCUAUACAGAAAUGAGCAUCUUCCCCCAGAAUCAGGGAAGGGCCAGGAGUACUCUAGACACCCAAGGUGCGGUGCCAGAAGCAAAUGACGGGUGUCUAGGCCAGGCAGCUGCCCCCAGCAGCCCUUUCAGAGAAGCCUGAGGCCUCUAGCCUUCCCUUCCCAUGGUUCUAGAAGUAGCCACAAGGCUACUGCCUCCCCAGCUGGGCCUGAGGUGGGAUUUCUCU
Messenger RNA from Vombatus ursinus (common wombat), 3819 nucleotides. It is a transcript of the gene WDR59, whose product is annotated as WD repeat domain 59. The coding region runs from base 27 to 2750 and encodes 907 amino acids. The transcript has 26 exons. Gene Ontology annotation, molecular function: protein binding. The record is from RefSeq and is a predicted model, not a curated record. Lineage: Eukaryota; Metazoa; Chordata; Mammalia; Diprotodontia; Vombatidae.